Messenger RNA from Knipowitschia caucasica, 861 nucleotides. NCBI's taxonomy places the organism in Eukaryota, Metazoa, Chordata, Actinopteri, Gobiiformes, Gobiidae. The record is from the annotation of a GenBank genome assembly.
AUGGCCAGACUGUUUCAGUCCAACAAAGCCCGAGGGCAGAAGCUAGUGAAGGUGUUCUCCAUCAUCUCAGCUCGGUCAUAUGGAGCUGACCGGCAGAUCUUGGACCAGCUGACCGCUCAGGGCAUCACACCUACACAUGAUCCACACCGGAGCGAUGUCAUUCUGCUGUUUUGUCCAAUCCUGACACGAAUCGCAUCUGACCUUGAUGCAGCCGUCAGAAAGAUUCCAGAUGGAGCAAAAGGCAAACCUGUGGUGUUGGUUCUGAUGCAUCACACUUUUGACCCAAACGAAGUCCUGGACAGAACCUGCUGGAGCUCACAGCAUCCCUGUUUAAAGGAGGAAGUGCGUGUGCUUUUCCAUCGGAAUGGACUUCUGCAGUGCGACAGGAACAAGGAGGCGGUGCGGACCCUCAAGACCCUCUGUGACCAGUAUGCAACACUAGACUCCCCAAAGUCUUUCUAUAUUCUGUGUAUGUGCGCCGGUUUGUGGAUCAACAUAGUUCUCUUUAUGGUUGACCGUUGUGUGAGAGUAGCCUUCAUUGCGAAGACAGCGCCUAAAGCUCAAAAGAAGCGAAAGAGUGUUCCAAUGGAGGCCUCAGCAUCACCAGAGUCACCCCUGAACCUGACACAGUGUGUGCCAGAAGUUCUGAGUGCUGUGGUGGGUGCUGGUGUGAGUGUUGUGGUGGGUGCUGGUGUGAUUGCUGGUGAAGGAGCUGGUGUGGGUGCUGGCGUGGGAGCGGGUGUGGGUGCUGUGGUGGGAGCUGGUGUGCAUGCUGCGUGCGCUAACUCGUGGGACUACACUCAUGAAGAAGUGGAAUAUGGACUCGUUCUCUGUGGGUAUGUGGGGGGGAGGGGGGGCUGA